Aspergillus ibericus CBS 121593 is the source of this 1443-nucleotide messenger RNA. RefSeq lists its product as uncharacterized. NCBI's taxonomy places the organism in Eukaryota, Fungi, Ascomycota, Eurotiomycetes, Eurotiales, Aspergillaceae. The transcript has 3 exons. The record is from RefSeq and is a predicted model, not a curated record. The coding region runs from base 289 to 1443 and encodes 384 amino acids.
CCUACCCAGUCGGUGUCAAGCGAAGUUGUCUCGAGCUAGUUUGAACAGCAUGAGACCAUCCAAAGCAGGUGUUACUACUAUCCCAUUGAUAGUUACCAUUAAAUCAAUUUCUUGAGUUUAGCCCUGGCUCUCCGUCGUGCCUGACUUCUACAACCAGCCUUCCUCCAAUCCAGUCUUUCUUCUUCAGAUUCCACCUUCCUCUUGUCUUCUCAUCUUCCCUCGUCUCAUCCCAUCUCCAUUCUUUGCUCGCUACAUUUCGCUUGCACUGUCCAGCAAGAGCUCUGAACCAUGUCUUUCCCUCGUGGCCGUGCAGCCAGAUGGCAUCCGGGUCCGAGAAAGGCACCCAGAGGCACAUCAACGCCCUCUCAGACACCCCAAGUCGAAGGAACUCAGCCCUCGUUUCACAGUCUGAACCCUAGCUCCCCCAAUCCCCAUCGUGGAGGCCCCCCUCGUGGACACCACUGUAACUCACUGCCAUCACAACCCAGCUUGAAUGCCCCCCCUGCGCCUGUUCGCGGCCGUCCCUACGGAAGAAGCAGGCCCCGCGGACAAUGGCCUGCACCUUACCAGAAGCACAAGCCCAAAGAGGCAGCAAGGAAGGCGUCCACAGCAUCAUUUUUUACUCCUCAACGUACACCACCUACCUCACCCAAAGGCAAAGCACCGCAGAAGCUCUCGCCCUUCCAGCUCUUACCCGCAGAGCUCCGGUUCAAGAUAUAUGCGCACAUCUUCGAGUCACACCGCGUCGAGCUCGUCCGCCAGCGUGACAAAAACCCCAGCAAACACACCAAACGAGUCCACUACCGACUCUACCAUACUCAAGUUCGCCCCCGCGAUCCUUCGACGCAGGUCGUAUUAUGGCGCAUAAACCGAUCUUUGCUCCCCAUCGCCAUCCCUUUCACCUGUCGCAUCAUGUACUGUGACACGCUCUGUCUCCUCUACUCGUCCACCCAAUUCAUCUUCAACUCCACUAAAGCCAUGACUCGGUUCUUCCAGAUCAUCCCCAAAGAAGCACACGCCGCCAUCCGGCACGUGGAGAUUAACCAGUCCAUGUACAGCGAGCCGCAUCUGACCAGGUUUCGAGUCUUCAAAGUGCGUAGUGACUGGGCCUUCUACCGCGCCUGCGGGAAACUCAUCGAGUCCUGUCCCGCCCUGCGCGUGCUGCACAUCGAUUUCCGCAUCCGUGACUGGCCCAUCACCCUCGAGAUCGGCGAGCCGUGGUCGUUGCCACUCAUGCGCUUCGCGGAUUACCAAGACAGGUUGGACUUUGUGAGCAUUCGUCUGCAGACGGCUAGGUUCACCGAGAAGGAGCUGAAGGAGGUGGCCAAGGCGCUGGAGAAGAGGUUUAUGAAGCCGCUGGCGUACCAGCUCAGGGAGGAUGAACGUCUGGCGAAAGAGUUGAGCGGAACAGUGAGAGCCAAACGUGCGUUGAGAAUCAUUUGA